GGAGAGAUUCAGCGCAGAGUUCUCGACAUGAGCGACAGUGCAGCCGCCGAAACGGCUCCUCCAACCUCCGCCAGCACCAAACCCAAGAUUCCCAUGAAGAAGAAGGCGGCGUCUCCCAGGAAAAAACCAGCCGGUCCCGGGUUGGCCGAGCGGAUUGUGAAGAUUGUCGGGGAGAGCCGCGAUCGGAAGGGGACGUCUCUGGCCGCUAUAAAGAAGGCGCUGCAAAGAAGCGGGGUCAAUGUGGAGAAGCAAAAUGCACAGAUCAGGAUGGCGAUCAAGAGGUGUCUGGCGAAAGGCUCCCUGGUUCUGGUCAAGGGCCAGGGCGUCUCCGGCUCCUUCAAACUCCCUCGGAAUCCAGUCAAGACAAAAGUGGGAAAGAAGGCGAAACCAGCAGCAUCCGCCAAGAAACCAGCCGUGAAGAAAACAACGGCCAAGAAGGUGACAGCGAAGAAAUCCCCAGCCAAGAAAGCAACAGGCAAGAAAGCGGCCGGCCAGAAGGCAGCAACGCCGAAGAAAACGGUGAAGAAAGCAGCGCCUAAGAAAAAGACUCCCGUGAAGAAGGUGAAAAAGACCAAGAGCCCCAAGGCCGCAAAACCGGUCCCGAAAUCGGGGAAACCGAAGGCCAAGCCCAAAACGAAAGUGACCAAGAAAGCAGCAAAGAAAUGAAGCAGUCUGUGCAACAUGUAACCACCUGAACACAAAGGCUCUUCUCAGAGCCACCCACAUCUCUCAGGAAAGAGCUGAGCCCGGAUCAAAUGAUCCCUGUCCCAUCUCCGAGUGCAGGGAUAAAUUAUAUAUUAAUUAAUGUGAGUGACUCGUCCACAUUUCUCUGCCAGAUUUACACCCAGUCUC
Rhincodon typus (whale shark) is the source of this 852-nucleotide messenger RNA. Its product is annotated as histone H1-like. Gene Ontology annotation, molecular function: structural constituent of chromatin; DNA binding. The transcript has a single exon. Gene Ontology annotation, cellular component: nucleosome. The coding region runs from base 28 to 666 and encodes 212 amino acids. The record is from RefSeq and is a predicted model, not a curated record. Gene Ontology annotation, biological process: nucleosome assembly. NCBI's taxonomy places the organism in Eukaryota, Metazoa, Chordata, Chondrichthyes, Orectolobiformes, Rhincodontidae.